AUGAGAAAAAUCCACACAUGCCCAGGGUCUACUUUGAUCCCUCCUUCGGGCGCGCGGCGUGCCCUCGUCAACAACCAAGAGAGAUAUGCAGGGGAAUGGAGGCCGCUCAAACUCAAUUUGUAUCCAAGCAACGAGACAGGAGCUCGCAGAAGCUGGGCAGGAAUCGAAGAAGGAGAAAAGAGGAGAGGAUGCUCGUCCAACCUGGCCUUCCACAAUACGAGACUCCCAGUCAUUCCCGGCCAAGACCCUUCUUCUUUUGGGGAAGGGGUCCCCGUCUUUGCCAUGCAGGACACAGCGAUCCCUCGAAUGGACGUAGUUGAGAGAAUCAGGUCUCAGACAUUUGCGUUUAGCUCCCAUCCUUUGGCAUGCAGCCUCUCUGCUCGGGGCAACGAAAUAAACUACCAACUGCCUAUUAUCCGUAUCUUGGAAGAAUCGAACCAAAGGCUGGGUAAUCUUGCAUCCUACCAAACCAACACAACACCACCUCGGCGUCGUCGGCGUCCAAGGCAUCAAAUCAUUACCAUUUACCACCCUCCUCCCGACACAACCGCGGGAUGGGUAGAUUGGGUCUCGCCCAUCUGA
Messenger RNA from Colletotrichum abscissum, 582 nucleotides. RefSeq lists its product as uncharacterized. The coding region runs from base 1 to 582 and encodes 193 amino acids. The transcript has a single exon. The record is from RefSeq and is a predicted model, not a curated record. Lineage: Eukaryota; Fungi; Ascomycota; Sordariomycetes; Glomerellales; Glomerellaceae.